Heterobasidion irregulare TC 32-1 is the source of this 1312-nucleotide messenger RNA. RefSeq lists its product as uncharacterized. The record is from RefSeq and is a predicted model, not a curated record. The transcript is spliced from 4 exons. Gene Ontology annotation, molecular function: oxidoreductase activity. NCBI's taxonomy places the organism in Eukaryota, Fungi, Basidiomycota, Agaricomycetes, Russulales, Bondarzewiaceae. The coding region runs from base 6 to 1214 and encodes 402 amino acids.
CCCUAAUGUCGACUACAUCUACCAUCACUGAGGCUGCGCCUCGCCAGCCCGACAUCGACUAUCAUCCUGAUCAUGUGAAGUACCUUGCUCGAACUGCCCGCCGAUUGCAGAGCGACCCAUCUCUCCCCAAAUCACCUCUCCCUGCUGGUUUCCCCACACAAGUUGAAGGCCCGAUCGUGUGGGAGGGCGCUGAUUGGAAGGAGGAGAAGCAGUGGGUCUACGAACUCAGUCAGGUAGAGUUGAAGGAAAUUGACGAUGCCAUCAAGCACUUUCAAGGUUUUGGUAAGCCUCUUGGCUACCUGAGCCAGGGUACCUUCCCUCUUCCGACCCUCUCUACCUUGCUUCACAACUUUUCCAAGGAGCUCUACUUUGGCCGCGGUUUCUUCGUCUUGCGCACUCUACCCGUCGACAAGUACAGUCGCGAAGAGAUCGCCAUAAUGUACGCUGGCAUCGCAUCACACGUCGGAUCUGCACGUGGGAAGCAAGACGGUUUGGGCUCUGUGCUUGCGCACAUCAAAGAUCUCACGCUCACGCAUGGGAAUGGGGCGGCCGGGAAAGACGGGAAGCCGUUCGGAAAUGCAGCAUACACCACAGACGCGCAAGUCUUCCAUACUGACGUGGGCGAUUUGAUUGCCCUGCUAGCACUGCAGACCGCCAAGGAAGGUGGAACGAGUCGAAUCGCGAGCGGCGCGCGGGUGUAUAACGAGCUCGCCAAGACUCGCCCAGAUCUGCUCCAGGUGCUCUCGGAUCCGUGGCCGCUGGACAGCUUCGGCGGCGACCCUGCUUACACGACUCGUCCUCUGCUCUACUACUCUGAGCCCCACGUUAUCAUCCAGUACUCUCGCCGACACUUUACCGGGUACGGCAUACAGAAACGCAGCCCGAAUAUUCCGGUCAUCAGCGAGGCCCAGGCUGAAGCCCUCGACGCCGUGCACUACCUCGCCGAGAAGUUCUCUCUUGGGCUCAAUUUCCAGAAGGGCGAUAUUCAAUUCAUCAACAGUUUGGGUCUGCUGCACGCGCGGGACGCGUUUGUCGACGAUCCUGAGCACACCCGGCACCUCAUUCGCCUGUGGCUCCGCAACGACGAACUGGCGUGGAAGACGCCGGGACCUCUGGAGCCCAUCUGGAAGAGGCUAUAUUCGGUUGGCUCCGACCAGCAGCGGUUCCCUCUAGAACCUGAGAUCAGGACGAAGGCUGGUGGCGUUGCGAAGUAGACUUGGGUCACUACGCGUUCUUGAUUUACUUAUGAUCGAGCAUAUCAGGCGUAGACAAUGUCGAGGAUAUCUUUUUUGUGCGCUUUUCUGGCGCCUUC